This is a messenger RNA of Plasmodium gonderi, 744 nucleotides long. RefSeq lists its product as hypothetical. Bases 1 to 744 code for a protein of 247 amino acids. Lineage: Eukaryota; Apicomplexa; Aconoidasida; Haemosporida; Plasmodiidae. The record is from RefSeq and is a predicted model, not a curated record. The transcript has 6 exons.
AUGGAUUUUCUACUUACAUGCAUUUUUUUUUUUUUUGUAAGCCUGAUAUCCGAUGUCAUUUAUUGUGAGGAGGGGAAUAUCUUACCAUUCGGUGAAAUCCUAUCCAAUGUUUCAGAUAUAGCUAAUGUGAUUUCAUCCAAAAAUGAAAAAGGUGAAUCUUUUGAACCCUUUGUAGAAUCUAGAAGCAGAAUUAAUUUAAAAAUAGUCCCAUCCAAAAAAUUGAACAUAACAAAAAAUGAUUUGAUGUUUCUUAUGUCCGAGAUAAGACAGGAAAUUAGGAGACAGAUUAAUAUCCUAGAAGAUGAGUUAGAAGAAAAGGAAAGAUUACGGACAAGAUCCUCCUCUCUAUUGACAACUAGUCAUUCGACCGUUUAUUCCCCAGAAGAAGACGAGACUAAGGAUCAGGAGUUGUACAGCAUGGAUGAUUCGGAACGAGAAGAAACAGAAAAUCUUUUGGACUCUCUAAACACGUUGGAUAAAGAGGAAAACAUAGUACCACACCAAAAUACAUCUUAUGAUGUCGAAAUUGGUAAUGACAAAUAUUCAGAAUAUUCACAGAAUGUAAAUGGAAAUGGAACUCGAUUUAGUCAGAGGGUUCUACGAAAUGGUACCAUUUUGCAUGGCCUCAUUGAUAACUUUGUUAUUGUGCUACUUAUUUUCACAGUUUCGUUUAUCUGUAUACAAUUUUUGUUGAAUUUCCUUCCUACACAUUUGCGUGGUUUCCUUUUUCCAUUCAUCCGAUGA